Molecule: messenger RNA, 3993 nt
Organism: Talaromyces atroroseus
Lineage: Eukaryota; Fungi; Ascomycota; Eurotiomycetes; Eurotiales; Trichocomaceae
Exons: 5
Coding region: 1-3993 (1330 amino acids)
Biological process (GO): glucan catabolic process
Molecular function (GO): beta-glucosidase activity
Source: RefSeq, a predicted model, not a curated record
AUGGAAGGUGACUGUGGAAAUCUCCCACUCGGGGGUCGAAAACUACUAAACGUCGAUGCUGUCCUGGCCAGACUGACUUUGCAAGAAAAGAUCAGUCUUCUAACUGGCACUGACAAUUGGCAUUUAUACGGCCUUGAACAUCUCGGCAUCCCCGUGGUGAGGGUAUCUGACGGACCUAAUGGCGUCCGCGGCACCAAGAUGUUCAACAGUACGCCGGCCGCGUGUCUACCGUGCGGCACAGCCUUAGCUGCAACAUGGGACGUCGAUUUGAUCCGAAAAAGCGGCCAGCUGCAAGCUCAAGAAGCCAUUGCAAAGGGUGUGUCAGUCAUUCUCGGUCCGACGACCAAUAUGCAACGUUCCCCCUUGGGCGGCAGAGGAUUCGAGUCCUUCAGCGAGGACCCCGUGCUCGCUGGCUGGAUAUCUGCUGCUGCCAUUUCGGGCAUUCAGAGUAAAGGUGUUGCUGCAACCUUGAAACAUUUCAUUUGCAAUGACCAGGAACAUGAACGUAUGAGCCAGGAUUCGCGGGUGAGCGAGCGAGCGCUGAGAGAGAUUUAUGCUUUGCCCUUCCAGAUUGCUCAUUUGAAAGCUGCGCCAUGGGCAUUUAUGUCCAGUUAUAACAAGGUCAAUGGAUUGCAUGCAAGUGAGAGCUACGAUUUGCUUCAAGCUAUUAUCCGGGACGAAUGGGGGUUUGAUGGGUUGAUAAUGAGUGACUGGCGCGGAACAUACUCAACAGCCGAGGCAAUCAAAGCAGGGCUGGACCUGGAAAUGCCUGGUCCAACCCUUCUUCGAGGGAGUCUGGUUAAUCACGCUCUCAUAUGCGGGAAACUGACUGUUGACGACAUUGAUAUUUGUGUUCGAAGGAUAUUGGCGUUUAUCAACCAAGUGAUGCCACUAAAUAUACCAACGAAUGCUCCGGAGACGACCAUUAAUACACCUGAAACUGCACAAGGUCUGCGAGAGCUCGGUGCGGCUUCCAUUGUACUGCUGAAAAACGACAACAGUGUGCUUCCAUUCCGAAAGGACAAAUCCAUUGCCAUUAUUGGCCCUAAUUCGAAAAUUUCGGCUUACUCUGGCGGCGGCAGUGCAAGCCUACAUCCAUAUUAUGCUGUCACUCCUUUUGACGGCAUCUCAUCUCAAGCACAAGGAGAGGUUUACCACUCUAUCGGCUGCACAGCCUUUAACAAGCUGCCUCCGAUCAGCGACAUGAUGAAGGACUUGAAAAUGCUUGUCUAUGAUACCAGUCCUUCUUCCGGCACGUCACCACGUCAAACAAUAGAUGAAGUUACAAUUACUACAAGCACCGACAUCUACCUCUUCGACUACCUACCCCCGCUACCUCAGACCCAUCGGGGAGCGUGGUAUGCAGAUUUCAUCGGUUCGCUGGCACCGAAUGCGGACGGGGAGUAUUUCUUCAGUCUGAGCGUAGCAGGCACAGCGAGGCUUUUUGUGGGUGACGAGCUCGUUGUAGAUGCGGCCACUGAGCAGGUUGCAGGAGGGAGUUUUUAUGGGUAUGGGACGACAGAGGUCCGUGGCCGUGCAAUGCUCAAGAAAGGAUCUUCAUAUACUGUCAAGGUGGAAUUUGGAUCUCUAGCAACCAGUCUUCUUCCUGGACCGGGCGCUGAUUCAUUAACUGGUGGAGGGAUCAGGAUUGGCUGCCAGUAUCAGAUGGAUGCAGAAGAGGAAUUGGCAGAGGCGGUUGAGCUUGCGAAACGGGUUGACCAGGUUGUCAUCGUUGCAGGCCUUAAUUCCGACUGGGAAUCAGAAGGAUAUGACCGAGCCACAAUGGGCCUGCCUGGCCGUACUAACGAUCUGAUCAACGCAGUCCUUCAGGCCAAUGCUAAUACAGCCAUCGUAAUACAAUCCGGAACACCAGUGAGCAUGCCCUGGGCCACCACAGCCCCAGCCAUAAUGCAAGCAUGGUACGGGGGCAACGAAACGGGCAACGCGAUUGCCGACAUUCUCUACGGAGAUGUGAACCCCAGCGGAAAACUACCUCUGACAUUUCCUCUCCAACUGGAAGAUAAUCCAACAUACUUGAAUUUUGGGUCUGAAAGGGGGAGAACGAUAUACGGAGAGGAUAUCUAUAUUGGAUAUCGGUUCUACGAAUCUGUGCAGCGGGAUGUGUGCUUUGCCUUUGGCUAUGGACUCUCGUAUACGGAGUUUGCUCUAGGCAAUUUAGCGGUUAGUAUCUCGGAGGAUGAGGAUGUACUCGCCAUCGAAGUAAUGGUAGAAAACGUUGGGAGUCGCAGUGGUGCGCAUAUAGUGCAGGUUUAUGUAUCGCAGCGCCAUCCGUCUGUCAAAAGACCAGUGAAGGAACUCAAGGGUUUUGCAAAGGUGUGUCUGGACAAAAGUGAGAAGAAGAAGCUUGAGAUUUGUCUUAGUCUCAAAUACGCGACGAGCUUCUGGGAUGAGCGAAAACAUGCGUGGGCGAUGGAGAAGGACGCCUUCGACGUGCAUGUAGGCUCUAGUUCGGUGGAUAAGGAUAUGCUCACUGACUCUUUUGAGGUUUCAAAGACACGGUGGUGGAACGGACUUCCGAACUUUCGCUUCAAAUUGCCUUCGCGAAAUUGGAUGAUCUUCCUCACAAUUACCGGAAGCUUCGCUGCCGCCGUGACAUACGACCGCCGGCAGAAAAAACGCAUCCAGCAGAAAUGGUCCGACCUCGUUGCUCAUAUUUCGAAAGAGACAAUUCCGGUCGAACAAAAUAGAAGGAAGCUUACAAUAUUUCUCUCUGCACCCCCCGGGGAUGGACUUCGAUCUGCUCGGGACUAUUUUAUCGAAUACGUAAAACCUGUUCUUGUUUCCGCUGCUUUGGACUACGAAGUCAUCGAGGGAAAGAAAGAGGGUGAGAUCCGAGCCGGCCUGGCCGAGAAAAUCCGAGCUUUUAGACGAAAGGCCGGCGAGAAGAGCUCUGUGGUGGAGGAACCAAGCAAGGAAGCCGCAGUCGCUGAAAUGCGACGCCAAAUGGGCAUUACGGAUGAGCCCGGUCCUCUGGGAGAUAUCGUUAUUGGGCGCCAUACAUGGAAAGAAUAUAUUCGAGGUCUUCAUGAAGGCUGGCUUGGCCCUCUUGAUCCUCCUCCGCCUCCGCCUGAACCAACUACCCAAACAGCCACUGAAUUACCCGGUGCGGAUAAUACAUUCAACACAAAUUCCCCUACAGCGUCUCCUGAAAAUGCUGAAAGUUCUGAAAGCACCGAUGCUCCAACAUCAGAGCAGGUUACCCCGAAGGAACCUGAAGAAGAGAAGAAGCCUAAGGGACCAACACCCGCUUUCAUUUCGCCUGCCGAAUACUCGUCACAAAACCUCCCUGUGACCAUCCCUCGGUCCUUUGAGGCAUCCUUGCCUGUUCCUUUCCCACAUCUCCUAGGUAUUUUGAACACCCCCGUUAGAAUAUAUCGCUAUUUGACAAAACGCCACCUUGCGGAUGCUGUCGGCCAAGAGGUUGCAGCGGCUGUUCUGGCCUCUGCGAGCAGGCCAUACCACGAGAACGUAAACCCAGCAGAGUCCGGAUUGAGUACAUUAAGCGAUCCCUCAAACGGAUCUCUUUCUUCCGAUCCAUACAGUCCAGCAUCACAGCAGAGCUACGAGCAACAGAGUAUUUUCGAACACGAGGAGCAGGAAUGGCCCAAAGCGGUUCGCAAGGCCGCCGAAGCGCGAAGACUGCAAGCAGAUGAAAACGACAACUCUGCUAGCGUAGGUGACGACCAAGGGAAAAGAGCUGCCAUCCUCGAUGAAGAGCGCGAAUGGAUUGAUGAUGUCGUGCUUGAUCCUCGUAUCGCUUCCCGUAUGCAUCGAUACGUGCUCGCCGAGGAGGAACAGGCACGCGCCAACCGCAUUGCCGAAGGCCAAGAGUGGAUUUUAGGCCAAGGCGAGAAGCCUGAGCAAUUGUCUGUCUGGCAACGAUUGUGGAUUGAUUAUGGCUACGGUGAGGAUCCAGAAUUGGCUAAAAGAAAGCCCAUCAUUGGAAACCUGGAUAACGAAGACGGUGAAUAA